CUCACAGAGCGCGCAAGAAGCCUCUCUCCCGCACCAUGUCCAACCUCCUCGCUCACAAGAGCAUCCGCGUCGCAAAGCCCACGCGCGGCCACCAGCCCCUCGCCGACGGCGCCAUCCGCACCGACCACGAGAUCGUCGACCGCCUCCAGCAGUGGAAGCACAUCACCAAGUCGCUCCUCCACUACUACAAGGGCCUCGCCGACAUCGAGCAUGCGCAGUGCAAGGCCACCACAGCCCUGAUGGACACGAUCCAGGUCCCGUUCCACGAGGGCCACGCCUUCUCGCCCGACGGCUGGCAGGCCGUCCUGUACGACGUGCGCGACAACACCAAGCUCCUGUCGGAGCGCCACGGCAACUUUGCGUCGACGAUCGAGCACACCGUCAUCCGCGACCUCGAGGGCGUCCGCUCCGAGAUCAAGCAGCACAUCGCCGCCGUCGAGAAGGAGGCGUCCGUCCUCGCCGACGACGUCGAGAAGGAGCGCGAGAAGUCGAAGCGUGACCUCCUCGAGCUCCAGAACGGCAUCGACACGUUCGAGAACUCCUCGACGCAAAUGCUCCCGCAGAAGGACCCGUACCUGUCGCACCACAUUGUCGAGAACCAGCUCAAGAAGCAGGUCCACAAGGAGAACGACCUCCAGGCCGCCCUCAUCCGCUUCCAGCAGCAGCAGCCGCAGUUCGAGGAGACCGUGUCCAAGUCGAUCCAGUCGGCCGCCAAGCUCUACAACGAGGCGCAGCUCACCCACGCCAAGGAGGUCGCCGAGCUCCAGGAGAAGAUCGCGACUGCGCUCCAGCGUGUCGAGCCGACGCACGAGUGGGAGUUCUACACGUCGCGCGACGACACGACCCUCAUCGACCCGAACACGCCGCUUCGCUCGAUCGAGGCCAUCUCGUUCCCUGGCAUGAACCACGCCUCGACCACCGUCCUCAAGGAGGGCUUCAUCGAGCGCAAGAAGCGGUUCAGCAAGAAGUACACCGAGUCGUACUACGUCCUCACGCCGUCGGGCUACCUCCACGAGCGCAAGUCGUCGAACGCCCAGGAGACGUCGGCCCCGGGCUUCUCUCUCUUCCUGCCAGAGUGUAGCCUCUCGGCACCGUCCAAGGAGAAAGAUCGCUCGCACAAGUUGCACGUUAGCGGCAACCGCGCGGUAAAGUCCAGUUUCGAGUCGCGCGUCAAGGACACGCUCAGGUUCGGCGGCAAGGAGAUCGCGUACACGUUCCGCUUCCGCACUCGCGCCGAGCUCCUGUCGUGGUUCGAGACGCUCGACCAGCUCUCGCGCGACACCAAGGUCGAGCGCACGUCGUCGGGCAAGAAGCUCGUCACCGACCCGGUCGGCACCGCCGUCGCGUCGGUCGGCUACGCGCCGCCCACCGAGGAGACGGAGCGCACUGCCGCUGCCGUCGCCGCCGUCCCGGGCGCCCGUCUCGUCGACGCCGACGAGGCUGAGCGCAUCGAGCGCGAGCAGGCCGAGGCCAACGCGCGCGAGGAGGAGGGCGCCGGCGAGACGCGCUCGCCCGCUUUCGUCGGCGGCGGUCUCGCCCAGCAGGACCACUCGUCGGUCCACCGCUCGGUCCGCGACGACGAUGAGGACUCGGAGGAGGGCGGCGGGUCGUCCGAGGAGGAGUACGCGUCCGACGACGAGCUGGCUCACGCCCGCUCGGCCGCCCAGACGCCCGCUCUCGGCACGGCCUUUACCUCGACCGAGGCUGGCUCGUCGUCGGUCGGCGCAGGCGCCGACGCCGGCCCCGCCGAGGAGACGUCGGGCUUCUUCAAGGCCGAGACGCUCCCGGCCUACGUCGGCUCCGGCACGUCGGCGCCCGAGAAGCAGGCCUUGACGACCGAGGCCAAGGGCACGCCGCCCGUCCUCGGCAACCCGGUCUCGUCGUCGUCGACCUCGACCCCGGCCACCAACUCGGGCGAGACCGACUCGGCGGCUUUCGGCGCCGAGGCUGCGCCGGCCACGAGCGCCGCGACGACGAGUGCGUCGUAGACGAGUCCUUCACUGGCUCCUCUGCGUCCCGCCGCCGUCGUUGUCGCCGUCGUCGUCGUCGUCGACCGUGUACCACUAGCCGUCGCCAACCUCAUCCCCUCGUCGUCGUCGCUGCGCCUCCUCGUCGCGCCUAGUCGUUACCCGUAAUUAUCGCGCCCCCCUCUCUCUACCCCCUCGCCCCUUCUCCCUUCGUCGCCUCGCUUUUCCUGUACAUGCCCUCCCUCCGUCGUUUUCUCGACUGAAACUUCCCGAGUCGUACCC
Molecule: messenger RNA, 2249 nt
Organism: Rhodotorula graminis WP1
Lineage: Eukaryota; Fungi; Basidiomycota; Microbotryomycetes; Sporidiobolales; Sporidiobolaceae
Exons: 7
Coding region: 36-1988 (650 amino acids)
Source: RefSeq, a predicted model, not a curated record